Messenger RNA from Myotis brandtii (Brandt's bat), 2618 nucleotides. It is a transcript of the gene CCDC82, whose product is annotated as coiled-coil domain containing 82. Gene Ontology annotation, cellular component: nucleus. The transcript is spliced from 8 exons. The coding region runs from base 61 to 1620 and encodes 519 amino acids. NCBI's taxonomy places the organism in Eukaryota, Metazoa, Chordata, Mammalia, Chiroptera, Vespertilionidae. The record is from RefSeq and is a predicted model, not a curated record.
GACCGCGGGCGCGCGGCGCGGGCACCUGCGUCCCGCCUAGAGCCAGAAGCUUAAGUGAAAAUGGUACGUGAAACAAGGAGGAAUUCUAAAAUUCAAGAGCGUGAGCAGAAAUCUCGAAUUGAUUGGAAGCGGACUAAAAGAAGUAUCUCACAGUUAUUGGAUAGUGAUGAAGACCUUGAGAGUGAAGACCUUGAGAGUGAUGAAGAGCGUGAUAGUGAUGAAAGUAUUGACAGUGAUGAAGAGCUUGCUAGUAACAAAGGGCUUCAAAGUAAUAAAAAGCCAGAAGAUGAAAGUGAGCUUAAGUUAGUUAAAGUUGAAAGUGAAGGCAACAACUGUGAGCAUCUCAUUGACACUGGCAACAGUUCAACAAAUGAAGGAGAAAAUAACAAAGGCAAUCAGAGUAGUAUUGAUUUACCAGACCAGGAAAAGCAUUCAAGUCCAGAGGAUGCUGAUCUCAGCAAGCACACUGAGCAAAUAAUAGAGGAGGAUUUAGAAGAAGAAAACGUAAAGCGAGGGAAGAGAAGAAGAACCUUGGUGAUGAGUGACAGUGAUGAGAGUGGUGACAGCGACGUACUGGUGAGGAAAGUAGGUGUUAAACGUCCGCGUCGAGUGGUUGAAGAUGAAUGUUCUUCAGCGGAGAUGGAGCAGAAUCAACCUGAGAAAACUUCCACUGCAAGAAAGCAAGAAAUACUCCAGAAGCUGAAAGAACUCUCAAAACAAAGAUCUCAUCAGAGACGUAAUAGUAGUAGAGAUCUUGAGGACUCUGAAAGGGAAUCCUGCCCAAUCAGUGAUGAAAAUGAUGAAGAUGAGGAGGAGAGUGAUGAAGAUGAGGAGGAGGAGGUUGAUGAAUCUGAUGAAGAUGGAGAUAAUUACAUUAUUGAUGACUUUGUAGUACCAGAUGAGGAGGGUGAUGAAGAGAAUGAAAGCCAGCGAGGAGAACAAUUGGCUACAUCACAACUGAAAUCUAAUUCACUUUUUUCUUUUAGUGAUCCCUACACACACUUUGAAAGAGUUGUGAAGGCUCUCCUGAUCAAUGCUUUAGAUGAAUCAUUCCUGGGAACAUUAUAUGAUCGCACCAGGCAGGAAUCAUAUGUACGAGAAAUGCUGACAUCUCUUGAUAAUUUGGACAACCGCGUUGUUCAGCCUCGUCUGGAGAACUUAUUCUCUAGGAGUCGUUGGAAAGAGCAGUAUAAGGAGCGGGUAGGAAGUUAUUCUAAUGUGAGCAUCUGUCCAAAGACUGCUAAAGACUGUUCCUGCCAGGCUUGCGGGUUGCAUCGCCACUGUGCAUAUUUAGUGAGAUUAUCAGGGAAGCAGUACAACCCCAGGACUAUGAAAACUGAUGAUUUCAUGCCAUGGGACAAGCAGGAAUAUUUUAUUGGCAGAAUUUGUGCUAACCGUACCAGAGUUUAUCACAAUCUGAAACAUUUUAAAUUCAAGCUGUAUCAAGAAUGUUGCUCCAUAGUAAAUACAGAAAAACGUGAGGAUGAAGACGUUAAUGAAACAGUGGAAAGAAUUCUCAAUCAGUCAGAAGAAAAUGGCUGGAUUAAGGAGAAAUAUGAUCUACUUCAAAGAUAUCUCGAUGAUGCGGAUUACUUUCAAGAUGAGAAGUUUGCAAUGUAACACUUUUUCUUCAGAGAUUUUAUGAAUUCCUGUAGAUGUGAAGAUCAUGAAUGUCUACUUCAAAGAUAUCUCGAUAAUGCGGAUUACUUUCAAGAUGAGAAGUUUGCAGUGUAACACCUUUUCUUCAGAGAAGAUUUUAUGAAUUCCUAUAGAUGUGAAGAUCAUGAAUAUUGUUUCUCUGUAUCAUGUGACGUAUUUGUAUAUUUUCUGUAUAUCUUCAUGGCAAAUUAUCUUGUUUAAAACAUGUUCAUCUUAAUUUCCAUGAAGUGGUACUCUACAGUCUAAUAAACUUUUAUCUGCUAUACAUAGAAAACAUAGGCCUAAUCACUUUUAAAUGUAUUUUGAAGUUAAUAACAAUAUCUUUAUAACAGAUGAUUAUCAAUCAAGUGAAUAAAUGUUCAUGUCCUGUCAACUUAAUAGAAAAAUACUGUAUUUUUAAAAUGUACUUAGACCAACAUCAACAUGUAUGUAUUGCUAACUAAUAUCGACAUGUAUAUAUUGCUGACAGACAUUAACAUGUAUGUAUUGCUGAAUCCCUGCCCAGAUGUGUUUGUUAUCCUAUUUUCACUAAUUUAUUUUUUACUGCUAUCAUGUAAAUCAGUUGGCCAUGGAAUAGACCUCAGUGUUUCAUUCAGUUCAAUGCCCUUGCCUCAGAAUCAGACUAUAGUAAUUUUUUCUUUUUCUAAAGUUUCCCUUAGAAAUAAAUUUCAGGCCUCCAGAGUUUUAAUCCUCAUAUUCAGUAAUCAUUUAAUAAUAUGUAUUUUCAUGCUUCGUAAUGUUUUCCUUUUUUCUUUUCAAUUUUGUCUAUGUGUUAAUAAUUAAGAUGUAUUUUAUUGCUUUUUAACAAUAAUUUUAUAAUAUAACUAUUUCUGUUAGGAUCAGAAGUUCUCAGAGAGAUAGAUUCAGCCAAAUAUAUUUUAAAAGUAUACUUUGGCAUCUGCAUUGCUUUGCACAUCUAAAUGUUUCCAUAAUUUAAUAAAAGUAAAAUGGUUUCAGAG